Molecule: messenger RNA, 2026 nt
Organism: Vitis riparia (riverbank grape)
Lineage: Eukaryota; Viridiplantae; Streptophyta; Magnoliopsida; Vitales; Vitaceae
Product: 4-coumarate--CoA ligase 2-like
Exons: 6
Coding region: 70-1782 (570 amino acids)
Molecular function (GO): 4-coumarate-CoA ligase activity
Source: RefSeq, a predicted model, not a curated record
UCCACACCCUUCUCUCUCUCUCUCUCUCUCUCUUUCUUUCUCUCUUUCUCUCUGUCUCUCUGUGCCACCAUGAUCUCCAUUGAAACCCAAAACCCGGAUGUUUCCAACCUUGACACUAAUCACUCUAUCCCCAAAAUGGCCAAUCGAAUUGACGACCAUGUUUUCAGAUCAAAACUCCCUGAAAUUCCCAUCUCCAACCACCUCCCUCUCCACACCUACUGCUUUGAAAACUACUCCCAAUUCGCCGAUCGUCCAUGCUUGAUCGUCGGAUCCACCAACAAAACCUACUCCUUUGCAGAAACCCACCUCAUUUCUCGCAAAGUCGGAGCUGGGUUCGCCCACCUCGGCCUCAAACAGGGAGACGUCGUCAUGAUCCUCCUCCAGAACUGCGCCGAAUUCGCGUUCUCCUUUCUCGGAGCUUCCAUGGUCGGAGCCGUCACCACCACCGCCAACCCCUUCUACACUUCGGCCGAAAUUUUCAAGCAGUUGAAUGCUUCCCAGGCGAAAAUCGUCGUCACGCAGGCGCAGUACGUCGACAAGCUCCGGGACUACCCCGACGGACAGGUGGCAAAGAUCGGAGAAGGUUUCACCGUCAUUACCAUCGAUGAUCCGCCGGAGAACUGCAUGCAUUUCUCGGUGGUGUCGGAGGCUAACGAGAGUGAACUUCCGGAGGUUUCGAUCAACUCCGACGACCCAGUGGCGCUGCCGUUCUCCUCCGGCACAACCGGGCUGCCGAAGGGGGUGGUCCUGACUCACAAGAGCUUGAUCACAAGCGUGGCUCAGCAGGUGGACGGCGAGAACCCUAACCUCCACCUGACGCCGGACGACGUCGUUUUGUGUGUCCUGCCGCUGUUCCACAUAUACUCUCUGAACAGCGUGCUUCUCUGCUCGCUGAGGGCCGGCUCGGCGGUGCUGCUAAUGCAGAAGUUCGAGAUUGGAACUCUGCUGGAGCUGAUCCGGCGCUACCGGGUGUCGGUGGCGGCGGUGGUGCCCCCGCUGGUGCUGGCGCUGGCGAAGAACCCGAUGGUGGAGAGCUUCGACCUGAGCUCAAUCCGGGUGGUGCUGUCCGGGGCAGCCCCGCUGGGGAAGGAGCUGGAGGCGGCUCUCCGGAGCAGGGUGCCUCAGGCGGUCCUUGGCCAGGGUUAUGGAAUGACAGAGGCCGGACCGGUGUUAUCGAUGUGCCUAGCCUUCGCCAAGCAGCCCUUUCCUACCAAGUCCGGCUCGUGCGGCACCGUUGUCCGCAAUGCUGAGCUCAAGGUCGUCGACCCUGAGACCGGUUGCUCCCUCGGCCGCAACCAACCGGGCGAGAUCUGCAUUCGAGGACAACAGAUUAUGAAAGGAUACUUGAACGAUCCCGAGGCCACGGCCUCUACCAUCGAUGUUGACGGUUGGCUACACACCGGCGACAUUGGCUAUGUUGACGAUGAUGAAGAGGUGUUUAUCGUAGAUAGAGUGAAAGAACUCAUCAAAUUCAAAGGCUUCCAGGUACCGCCUGCUGAGCUUGAGGCCCUUCUGGUGAGCCACCCAUCAAUUGCUGAUGCAGCUGUUGUCCCGCAAAAAGAUGAUGUUGCGGGUGAAGUUCCUGUUGCAUUUGUGGUUAGAUCAAACGGGUUUGAACUCACUGAAGAGGCUGUGAAAGAGUUCAUAUCGAAACAGGUUGUGUUCUACAAAAGACUGCACAAGGUGUACUUUGUUCAUGCCAUUCCAAAGUCACCAUCAGGGAAAAUUUUAAGAAAAGAUCUCAGAGCUAAACUAGCAGAAAAGACCCCAGAGCCAAACUAGCCACUGCCACUGCCGCGCUUGUGCUAUAGUAUUCUUUGCAUCAAAGAGAGCUUUUCAGGAUGGUUUUAUGGCAUCAAUCAAAAACAGAGGAGGGGCAAAACAAAGAAAGGCAGUGCGAGAAAGUCAUGACUUGGUAUAAAAAUGUGAUUCAUGUUUCCUCAUUUCUACCUUCAAUUUGUUGUGUAGUUGCAAUAACAUUUGUUUCUUAUAAUAAAGAGAGAGAGUAGUUGUUCCCAACGUGCAA